AUGGCAGCAUUUACAUUCUUGGUAUUAACACUGCUGGUCUGCAGCAGUAGCCCAUGGGUGGACGCCAAAGAUGCAAUUCAGGGCUAUUACCACGCCUGGUGGGCCAUAAUUCCCCUCCCGAAAACCACGGUUCAGAAGAUGCUUCCAGCAGGUCGUUCGAUGGCCUUGGCAGAUGUUUCUCUCCCCGGCCUCGGAGCUGACCAACAUCCCGUGGUUCUAGAGAUUGGUACGGAACACAACGCAGGUCCCAUCGGCAUCCCAACAUGGCUCCUCCCAACCUUCCCCGAAUUCAAGCUAGACAUCCCUUACCUGAUUGCUAGUGCGCCCUCCAGCGACAGCGCAACCACAAACCUGAACUAUAAGUCCAUCAUCUACACCGAUUCCAGCAUCCUGAAUGCUGCUUCGCGGUUGCAGUACAACCUAAACGCUAGCAAGGCUGACAUGAAGCAAACUGACAACAGUUACACCGUCAACUUCGAUGGCCACACAUUUACUGCCAACUUCGAGUCGUCCGGGAGCUACCAGUCCCCAGACAAAUUUCCCAAUUUCAGCACUUACAACCACAUCAUGUCACAGACGUGGUUUGGGUCCUACCAACGCGAUAGGAAGACGUGUGCGGAUCACCACUACCAGUUUGACACCAUACAGGUCCGACCCGCAAGCAUGACCGUGCAAGCUGCAAAGGGCGUUCUAGACGUCCAUUUUCCAGAGGGUCAGAUCAAAACACCUGAUCUGACAAAGGCACUGGGUACCGUAGAGGUCUUGGCGCAUUUUACCAUCACUCAGCCCUAUGACUGCCUUCCCAACUAGAAAAAAAUAUGCUCACGAACCUAAAUUAGAUUUUUGAUUGCAUGAUCGUAAGAGUACGUGAAAACCUCAUUAAUACAUGUAACUAACGAAACUUAACUGAAGCAAACAAGAAAACCAAUUGCGGCGCGGAGAAACCCCCUCCCCCAAAUUGGGGGGAAAUAGAAACAAUAGGUUACUCAAAAAGGGAAAAAUCUAGAAACUUUUCCACAAGUUUUUCCAUAAAUUGCAUAUUCUAGAAGGGGGAGGGGUCACCAUUUGACAUCAGGUGUCUCUGUGCAUUAUAAUCUGGUAUGCAUAUAGUUAUUUACAUCAUCAUGCGCGCUUUGACGUCCAUUAUAAUGGAUGUUCCUCUUGUCCACGUUUUCAAGAUUUUCAGAACUUCAACCUUUUUGGGGGGAUGUUCAACACAAACAUCUAGGGAUGAUCCAUUGGCCAAUCCACCAGUCAUGAAGGAUCGAUAACGCCCGUUAAAAGGGAAAAGCGAGCCCUAAGCGAAACUUUCUUCACUGGCGGAAACAAUCCCUUCCUAGACACCAAAUCAAAACAAGAUACUGAUCACUAGUUGAUACUGAUCCUCCACCGUACU
Messenger RNA from Patiria miniata (bat star), 1396 nucleotides. RefSeq lists its product as uncharacterized. The transcript is spliced from 2 exons. Lineage: Eukaryota; Metazoa; Echinodermata; Asteroidea; Valvatida; Asterinidae. The record is from RefSeq and is a predicted model, not a curated record. The coding region runs from base 1 to 810 and encodes 269 amino acids.